Thelazia callipaeda (thelaziosis nematode) is the source of this 969-nucleotide messenger RNA. Lineage: Eukaryota; Metazoa; Nematoda; Chromadorea; Rhabditida; Thelaziidae. The record is from the annotation of a GenBank genome assembly.
AUGAAUAGUCGAUCUCUAGACACAAUUUUCGAAGAAGAGGAACAUGCUGCGCAUCACCGAGUACAUAAUAUCAAAAAAAUCGAUGGCACUUCCAUAUGUUGGCCAUUAACACGUAAAUUUGAAGCACCGAGGCCUCCACCAUCACCACCACGGCCACCACCACCACCACCACCACCACCACCACCAGCGAUUGUCCGCUGUUUAACUUCUACAUUCAAGUCACACGAAAUUCGUAAAGCUGAUGGUUCAAAUGAUUCUCUCUUUGGCUACGACAAUACUCGUAGCAGGAACAAUAAUUUUAUUGAAGAGGGAAAAAACAAAACGAAUCGCAAUACCAGUCAACCUAAUGACAGUGAUAUGCAACAAGAAAUCAGUGAUUGCAGUGACUGCCUUAUUUAUCAGCAGCAAGGUAUUGAUGAUUCUCAAUGCUACCAACGCCACCGACAAUUCCAUUCACAAAUAAUAACGACGCGAGUGCACGCACCAUCGCCAUCUGAAGCAACUAUUCAAGCAGCAGCAUCGCUAUCGGUAUCAUCCUUAGGAUCGGCUUUGGAAUUCGCGUUGAUAUCGGCAUCUGCAUGCAAGUCACCAUCAACAAAAACAACUUCAACGAAGACUCCGGUAUCACCGUCAUCUUCAGCAUCGGAAGUUACGAAAGAACUUCCACUCACAUCAGUGCUAGUGCAUUCAGCGCGAGAUGAGCUUUCAACUGAUGAUUCUAGUGUCUACAGCAUCAGUAUUGUUCAUGCGGAUCCAACAGGAGGAAGCAAAAUUGUUACCAGACGUUGUGAUGAUGGUCACCUAGACAUACGCGUCGUUUACAGCCGUGAAUUCAUAAUUGCUGCAUCAGCCAGUCCUCUUGCUUUGUUUCCACCUCCUAAUUUCCGUGAAAUGGUCCUUGAAAUGAUGUAUAUUGUUGCAAAGUUUCCCAAAAGCUACUACAAUACCAUUCGCGAGGACAACUGGUGA